Molecule: messenger RNA, 3315 nt
Organism: Closterium sp. NIES-65
Lineage: Eukaryota; Viridiplantae; Streptophyta; Zygnematophyceae; Desmidiales; Closteriaceae
Source: the annotation of a GenBank genome assembly
AUCCCGCGAGCCACGUUGUUCCUGGGCAUGAACCUGGAGCGGGACCGAGAAGGCAGGAAGCUGCUACUUUAUCAAAAGAAGUACAUUCAACGACUGCAAGAACGAUUUGGGACACCAGACUGCACCAAGGCCAUGACAACUCCGCUCAGCAGCCUCUCGGAGAAGGAAAUCGAUCCUGAAGAAGAACUCAUCCAAUGGGGCAGCAAGGAGCGAGCAGUGAAGGCUUACCAGUCACGCGUCGGAUCGGUGAUGUACCCCGUCUCUUGUACGCGGGUAGACGUCGCACAUGCUGCCAGCUUCUUGGGGCAGAACGUGCUACAGCCAGAAGGCCCCAAGUGGAAGGAGAUGCAGCGCACAAUCGCUUAUCUGCAGCAACGGGGAGAAGAGGGGCUACUCUACGAAGGCGGAGAAGAAACAAUGGAGCUAAUCGGAUAUGCUGAUGCAUCUCAUGCAUCAGACAAGAAGGACCGGAAGGGAGCUUAUGGAUACGUCUUUCUCCUGGGCGGGACAGCAAUCACUUGGCAAGCAAAGAAGCUAAACGACAUUGCACUCUCGAGCGCGGAAGCUGAAUACAUGGCGUUAUUCUACGCCUGUCAAGAAGGAGUGCAUUUCACGAACCCCAAGCGCCGGCCGGACCUGAUCGGCAGCUCCGGGCUGUACCUGACUCUGGCGCCCUCCCUGCGUCCCAUGGACGCAUCCAUCAUGCUCACGGGCCCUGUGGCCUACGAGUACCUCAUUCCCCUCAAAACCUUCCCUAAUCCUUGCCCUUCCGCACCCCACCUUUCCCCCUUUCAGGUGCAUUUCACCAACCCCAAGGCGCGAGCUGAUCUCGUUGACAACUCCGGGCUGUACCUGAAGCUCGCCCCGUCCCUCUGUCCCAUGGACGCGUCCAUCAUGCUCACGGGCCCCGUGCCCUACGAGGUGCAUUUUACCAAUCCCAAGGGCCGCAAUGAUCUGAUCGACAACUCCGGGCUGUACCUGAAGCUCGCCCCGACCCUCCGUUCCAUGGACGCGUCCAUCAUGCUCACGGGCCCUGUCGCCUAUGAGUAUCUCAUCCGCAUCCCCCCCGCCAUGCCCUCGUGGACGCAAGUCAGCACGUGCCCGGGCGAGUGCACUGCUGCCGUGUUCGGGAACGAGAGUGUGAAGAUCAUUGGGUCUGUGCUGCACCUUCACACUCUUGGGAGGCAGGUAAGGCCGCGAGAAGACUGUUACAGAGGCCAGGUGCACUGGACGGUGGUCAGCACGUGCCCGGGCGAGUGCACUGCCAAGGUGUUCGGGAAUGAGAGUGUGAAGAUCAUUGGGUCUGUGCUGCACCUUCACACGCUGGGGCGACAGGUGAGACAUAAGAGGACUGUUAAGGGCGACUUUGCAUCGCAGCAGACCAUCCCCACCACGCCGGAGUUUGAGCUGCUGCCAGGGGACGAGCUGCGUACCUCGUGUGUCUGGGACUCCACUGCUCGCACCAACGUGACGCUGGGAGGGCCAUCCACGGAGGACGAGAUGUGCAUUGACUACCUCGUGUACUACCCGGCACGUCAGGGCCAAGAAAUGGAUAUGUGUUAUGACAUGUGUGCGUCGUACGAGAACGACACUCUUGGCAUGGACCCUAACAGCCCUACGCUCUCCAAGUUCUACGCGUGCGGGUCCAACUUCAUCCCCACGUACCAGCCCUGCAAGAUCACAUUCGGUGCCAACGUGCCCAUGAAAUUCCUGAAUGGCUGCCCAGCUGAGACCCAGGCAUCUCUGGCAGACAUUCCCUCGGACACCGUCUCUGCACUGCUCUCCUCCCCCGCAACACCUGCACCUGCUGCUGCCCUCCCUCCUGCCGCUGCUGCUUCACCCCCUACCGCCCCUGGCAAGGCAGCACAAGCAUCGUCAUUCAACACGUUGAUUACUCCGCCCGCGUCUGCCAUAAGGCUGGGGAUUCGAACUCAAGUUCUGGCAUCGGUGAGCGGCCCUCUGGUGAUGUGUGGCUCGGGCGAGACGGAUGGCUCAGCCCAGCUGGAGCUCGUGAGAAGGGGACUUGCUCUCUUCCUCACCUACAAGCUCACCACCCAGGCCGGCACGCGCCCCUCCUCCAAGCCCCACCUCCUCACCGCCAAACCCUGCCCCUCCUCCUCCUCCACCACCUCCACUGCCACCGCCGCCUCUCUCGCCCUCGACCCGGCUCUCUCGGCUCAGCUCGGCUCCUCUCUCACAGCCAAUCCCCUCAACGCCACCGCGGGCGCCGCUGCUGGAGCCUCAGCCAGCCUUCUUAACACCUCCGCGGGUGUUGGUGCCACAGUGGGGGCGUCUCUUCCCAACGGAACGGUGGAUGCGGCAGGAGGUGUCUCGGCGUCUACCAGCCUGAUGGGCACAUCUGCUGGUGUUGGCGCUACCAUUGGAGCGUCUCUUCCCAAUGGAAUGGUGAACACAGCAGGAGGUGUCUCGGCGUCUACUGCGCUGCUCAACACAUCUGCAGGUGUGGGCGCUGGUGCCGUCGUCUCUCCCCCCAACGGCUCUGUCGCUGCAGCGGGUGAUCUCUCUGCUUCCACUGCCCUCCUCAACACAUCCGCCGGUGUUGGCACCACCGUUGGCGUCUCCCUUCCCAACGGCACAGUCUCAGGAAACGGUUCUCUCGCUGCCUCCACCGGCCUCCUCAACACAUCAGCCGGGGUAGGAGCCACGGCAGGGGUCUCCCUUCCCAACGGCACUGUUGGUGCAACGGGCGGUGUUGCUGCGUCCACGGGGCUGCUCAACACGUCUGCUGGUGUUGGCGCCAGCAUUGGCGCUUCCCUUCCCACCGGCUCUGCCUCAGCAGCAGGCGGCCUCUCUGCCUCCUCCAGUCUCCUCAACACGUCAGCCGGCGUGGGGGCAGGAGUGGGCGUGUCUCUCCCCAAUGGCUCCCUCUCCGGCUCUGCCUCCCUUGGUGCCUCCUCCCCUCUCCUCAACACCUCAGCCGGAGCCGGUGCUGCCGUCAACGCAGGCUCGGGCGGCAUCAACGCCAACCUCGGAGCCUCGGCGAACCUCGGAGGCUCGGUCUCCGGCCUCAUCUCCGGCGUGGGCGGGGCUGUGGGGAGCCUCGUUGGCUCGGCGGGGAACAUGGCAGGCUCGGUGGGCAAAAUGGGAGCCUCGGUUGCAGUCUCUCUCUCCCCGAUUGCGGUGCUGAGCGGUGCGUGGGUGGGUACCAGUGGUGGCACCUACGCCAUGGUCGGGCAGACUCGAGUGUCGGCAGCGCUGGCGUCUGCCCUCGUCACCCGCAUGUCCACCAACAUGCCCCUCUUCCUGCAAGUGCGCGUCGGGGCACAGGGCACCCUCGUGGCCAGGAUGGAGUAG